Messenger RNA from Suillus clintonianus, 3571 nucleotides. Its product is annotated as CHAT domain-containing protein. The record is from RefSeq and is a predicted model, not a curated record. NCBI's taxonomy places the organism in Eukaryota, Fungi, Basidiomycota, Agaricomycetes, Boletales, Suillaceae. The transcript is spliced from 8 exons. Bases 1 to 3195 code for a protein of 1064 amino acids. Gene Ontology annotation, molecular function: protein binding.
AUGUCCGGUACCUUAGAAAGCCAGUCUAUGAGACUUGAGGUUAUCAGCGCAAAAAAUCUUGAAAUCCCUUCCGAGCGCAUUCCCGCUGGCAUUUACGUAUACAUCAAUGUCGACUCGAGGAGGCGCUGGAAAUCAGCCAUCAAAGUCUUAUUAGCCGACAAAUCUGUAGCGUGGGGUGAUGUUGUGACCCUAUCAUCACAGGCGUCAUCUGCAUUAUCAAUCGAGAUCAGGGUGUCCUAUGAGCUCAAUCGAAUGCUAGGCAAUGGCGAAGUCAUCGGAAAACUCGAAACAUCGUGGGAUGAGUUACUAAAUCAUGCAAAUGAGCCUUUUGAACUGUCCUUCCCACCUGUUUGUGGUGUCCACCCUUCCCUAACGUUAAAGACUGCUGUUGUACAUGCCUGCGACAAUCAGGCCGGUACACUGUUUGAUACUGUGAGAUUGCUCGAGAGACAGAUGCGGGCCACGCAACGACUUACCGAAUACACGUCCGGCAGGACGGUCUCUCACCUCAACGGUGCUGUAGAGCAUUUUCAGCUGGUUCUGGACCAGUGUCCAGUCGGCCAUCCUGACCAAGCAGCAGCUCUCACCAACCUUGCGUGGGCCCGCCUUCUAGGUUAUAUUCGAAAGGAUAUUCAAGACAUUGACACCAUCAUUGCGCUCUUCCGCAAAGCCCUUGCAUUGCGUCCGCAUGGCCACCCCGAUCACACGCUAUCUCUCUAUUGUCUCAUUCUAGCAUUGAACUGGUGCUAUGACAGGGAGGACACCGCCGUCUGCAUUCACGAAUCGGCGCAGCUGUGCUGCGACCUACUGCCCCUCUGUCCAGAGGGCACCUACCUUCGUAGCAUCGGCGUAGACAGCCAGGUCGAUUAUGUGAUCCCACGAUACAACACACUUCCAAUUGAUGCAUCCAAUGAAGGCAUCCGCCUUGGACGAAACGUCCUCAAACUCUGUCCUCUGGGUCACCAACACCGUCCCAGCGCCCUUGACUACCUUGCACAAGCAGUUGAGGCACGCUUUGACCAGCAUGGCAGCAUUGAUGAUCUAGAAGAGAGCAUACAGCUUGGUCGUGAAGCUGUUUCUCUGUGCCCUGAGGAAGAUUCCAGCCGUGAUACCUACAUCCAUAACUUGGCAUUCUCACUCAAGUCCCGCUUUGAUCACCAAGCCAAAUUUCAUGACCUAGAUGAGGCCAUCACUUUGUACGAAGAAGCACUGCGUCUGCGCCCUGUUGGGCACAAAUAUCGUAAUUUUUUACUGGAUAACCUAGGGCUUGCCCUCUGGACCCGUUUCGCCGCACGCGGUGACAUUGAUGACAUCACCCGAGCUAUCAGCCUCCAUCGCGAGGCAUUGGCGUUGCGCCCAUCUGGGAAUCCACAUCGUGGCAUUACGCUUGGCAACCUUGCCCUCAUGCUUCAAAGCAGAUUUGCAAAAUCACAUGUCAGCGAAGAAUCUGAUCUUAACGAGGCCAUUGAUCUGUGUCCGCCAUGCAAUUCCUAUAAAUUUGAGCUCGGCGCUCGGAAGAAUGAAGAUGUCAAGGAGGCGAUUGAUCUCUGUGAAGAAUCAUUGUUGAAAUUGCCUCCAUUGCACCCGGAUAGAUACUUCAGCUAUUUGAGGCUGGGGGAGGCCUAUUUGUCUCGUUACCGAGUGCACAACAACCCUGUUGAUUUGUCACUUGCAGUGGAGAACUUCAGACUGGCAUCACGACACGAUACUCAAGGAUUCCUAGAACGCAUCCAGGAGGCGAUUCAUUGGACAGAUGAAGCGGAGAGGCACAGCCAUGCCUCCGCACUGGAAGCCUACCAAACCUUUUUCGAGCUUCUUGACAGACAUCUCGCAGCACAAUCUUCAAUUGUUGCACGACGCGAAUCUGCUUCUGCUUUUCGUCGUGCCAGUGCACUGCCUGUGAAUGCAGCAUCAUGUGCUAUCCGCCUCGACAAUCUACGAGGCGCCGUUGAACUCGUGGAGCAGGGCCGUGGCCAGCAAUGGUCGCUGGCCUCUCGCCUGAGGAGUCCACUUGAAGACCUCGAGUUCACAAAUCCAAUUCUAGCUCACAAGUUCUCAGAGCUCAGCAAGCGUCUGUCUGACGCUCAAGGUUCCGCGGCCAACACAGACCGAGCUGCAGCGGAUCGCGCAGCAAUCAAGUACAGGAAGCUGACGAAUCAGUGGGACGCUGUGGUAGCUCAAAUCCUCAUCAUCCUCAUUGCAAGUCAAUACUCAUGCAGCGCCAUCAUUGUCCCGACGUCAGGAGAGCCAUAUCAUGUUCCCUUGCCAUCGAUCACUCUCGCAGAUUUGGAGAAUCUCAAAAGUCGCUUUGCCUGGGCAAUACCGCAAGCAUCUCGGAUGGGCCUGACAGAGUCGAGGACUGACCUAAUAGUGCUCUUGCGGGCAGUAUGGAACGAUAUCAUGCUACCUAUCGUCAACGUACUCGAGAACGUUCUCGAAUUAAAGCGCCGGUCUCGUAUAUGGCUAUGUCCAACUGCAGCUUUCACAUCUAUUCCUCUCCAUGCAGCUCACCCCUAUAAAACGAAGGCAGAUCGCUCUGGGAGGGAGCUAUGUCUGGAAGAUCUUUACAUCUGCUCUUACACGCCGACUCUUUCGGCUCUGAUAAGGUCUAGACAGAUGAUGAAGACACAUGCGACUCCGCCCUUCGUAGCGAUUGGACAGGGCCAACCUGGUUCAGGGAAUGGCAAGGAACUUUUGGCUGUUGACAGCGAGCUCGAGCUCCAGCCCACACGAGCAGGUGCACUCGAAGCUCUGGAACAGAACUCGUGGGUGCACCUUGCAUGUCAUGGCAAGCAAGACCACGACCAGCCUUACAAUUCUCAUUUCGUGAUGAGAGACAAACCUCUCACAUUGCUUGAUAUCAUGGAGGAAGACAUUCCGCACGCCGAGUUCGCGUUCUUGUCGGCGUGUCAUACCGCUGCCGGCGAUGAUGAGACGCCUGAUGAAGUCAUCCAUCUCGCAGCUGGUAUCCAAUUUUCAGGGUUCAAGAGCGUCGUUGGCACGCUAUGGGAGGUCGACGACGCUGUCGCAAAACACGUUGUUGAAGCUUUCUACGAGACUAUGUUUGAUGGUUCGAAGGAUGGGGGUGUCAUGGACUGCACGAAGGCGGCGCGGGCACUCAACCAUGCUAAGUUCGCCGUGAUGAAGAAAGUGCCGCUCGAGCAGAGAAUUGUGUUCAUUCAUAUCGGUGUGUAGGUCCUGCUGUAUUGUCUUCAUCCCGUAUGCCGAGUUCACGGGUUCUGUAUAUUGCAUUCUCUUUCGUUAUCAUACUUCAAAUUGUAAAAAUUACUGAAUCACCCUGUUGCGUCUGCAUGUGGAUGUUCGUGUGCUCCACUUUUGUCUUGUUUUCGCUUUCGUAGUGUAUUGUUUACUCUAGAGUCUUGAGAAAAAUAAUUCGUUGCUCUACGACACCCUGUAUAUAUUCGAAUAUUCGCGACAUCAUCUCCUGCAGCUGGUACCUCAUCCAUCCAUCCUCACGCGUUCGACCCCCCAUCGCCGAAGUCCAUGAUUGUUGAAUUCCCUCUCCGACGGACGGUAGUAAGUUAUGCGUGCAGAGACACAGCCACCUCGU